This is a messenger RNA of Photinus pyralis (common eastern firefly), 1131 nucleotides long. Its product is annotated as serine/threonine-protein kinase S6KL-like. Bases 250 to 1116 code for a protein of 288 amino acids. Gene Ontology annotation, biological process: protein phosphorylation. Lineage: Eukaryota; Metazoa; Arthropoda; Insecta; Coleoptera; Lampyridae. Gene Ontology annotation, molecular function: ATP binding; protein serine/threonine kinase activity. The transcript has 7 exons. The record is from RefSeq and is a predicted model, not a curated record.
UGAUGUGAGACACUGCGAAGGAAAAAAUAAUAAAAACCAGCUGUAGCUUUGUAUAUUUAUUAUUUUUAAUUUAUCUUUAACUUUAAAAGCGAAAUGUGAAUUGCGAAUUUUCCUCGUCUUUCCUUCUUUUGGUUUAUGAAAUGUGUCAACGCAAAACAAAGUGAAAUUAUGAUGCAUCAUUGUACUGGUUGGGUCAUAAAAGUUCAAUUUCUUUAUACAGUUCAAGUGUAGUCUGCUGGUUUUAUUUACAUGGGAAAUUCAAACUGUAAACCAAAUGCUUUAAAUGUGUAUAAAAGUAAUGAAAAUAUAGAAGUGACGAAAGCUACACAGAAGCGUCAAUUUUCGGUCACAGUCGACUCUGAGAACCAGCUGCCCAAAUUACAACCAAGAUAUAUCGCCGUGAAAAAUGAACGAAGAAAAACAGUAUGGCCCUUUACCCAAUUGAUACAAAUAUUUAUGCCCGAUUUCCGAUACAAUUCAAGUACCUUAGAUAACAACUUCACAGUGUUUGGUGAGAUCGGUUCUGGAUCAUUCGGACGAGUUUACAAGGUGCAGGAAUUAAAAACAAAUUCUAUUUUUGCACUGAAAGUCUUGCCAAAGUCGCAGGUUAUACAAGACGAAGCGGUUCACCAGGUAAAAAACGAAGUACGCAUUCAAAGUAUUUGCGGUCAUCACACCUUCAUUAUCAACUCGCCUUAUCAUUGGCAAAGUCGGUCCCAUUUAUAUAUAGUAACUGACUUUGCAGAACGGGGAGAAUUGUUCAAGUUGUUAGAAGCCUACUCAAUUUUACCCACUCCUGUUACGAAACUGUACAUAGCAGAAAUUGCACUAGCAUUAGAUUUUCUUCACAAUGCCGGCAUAAUUCAUCGCGAUUUGAAGCCCGAAAAUAUUCUUCUAGACAGUGAAGGACAUAUUCAAAUAACCGAUUUCGGACUAGCCAAAUGGGUAGCUUACGGUUGUACGACUAGAAGAGUAUGUGGCACAUUUGAAUAUAUGGCUCCAGAGAUGUUGGAUUUGGAAUCGUACGGGCAUUCGGUUGAUUGGUGGAGUUUAGGUGUCGUAGCAUGCGUAAUGUUAACUUCUAAGGUAAGUUUCAUAUGGGUUUUGUACGUCUAAUCGAUUAUAUUGCUG